GGGUUAUAGCGUAUAAUAAGAUCGUAAAAUUCCAUACACGACUGCGAUCACACUUCUCAGUGUCCAGCUCUCGACGGUGUAAACGCUAAUCAUGGGAGGCGAUAGAAACUCGCAUUUUCUUUCUGACGAUUCUGAAGAAUCGACAAUACUCGGCGGCGAAGAAGAGGAAGAUUUCUCUGUGCGAUCACCCGCCUCAUCCAUUCUCUCCGGUGACGGUGGAGUGGAUUGUGAGAGUGGAGUUGAUGAGGUUGAAGGAUUUGAGAAGGUUGGGCGUCCAAUUUCUUAUCACAAGUCUGAGGCUAGCCUGAAGCGGGCACGCAAUGUAUAUAGGGAGGUUUUGAGGAGCUAUGACGAUGAACUGAAGGACCAAGCAGUGGCCCUAGAGUAUGCAAAACGCAAAAUCUUGGGCUAUACUCCUGGAUCAUGGACUGAAGCAGCUGGUGGUACAAACUUACGUGACUAUAAAGUUCCAAAAACGACAACCAUCUUGUUGAUUGGCACAAAAGGUUCUGGUAAAAGCAGUCUAGUUAACAAGAUUUCAGAUUUUUUUGAUUCCGAAAGGUUUACACCACAAAGGGCACAAGUGUCGUUUAAUCCUUCUAUUGGAGGUGGUACCAUUUUCGCCCACGAAUACAAGAUCCCGAAGUGUGCAAAAUCUUUCUGUCUAUAUGAUACGCGGAGUUUGUCUGACAAUCACUCUGAAAAUGAAUGCUUGCUGAAACGUUGGAUGACAAAUGGAGUUUGUCAUGGAGAACUUGUUAUGAGGGAUUCUGAUAAUGUGGCCGGUUCAACGACUAGAAUGAAGUACUCACCCGCCGUGGCUCGACCCAUCAACUUUGUGGUGUUUGUUGUCAAUGCUGUUUCUGUUCUUGAAUCAAUGGAAGGCAGAGAUGAAACAGAGAAACGCUAUACUCAAGUCGUUUCUAAAGCAUUCAAUCGCCCGUUCCUGUCAUUCAAAAGUAUUAAUUUUAAUUUACCACCGUUUAUACACGAUUUGUGUUGUUGUUUCUCAGAUGACAAGCCCGUAGUUGUGGUUACACAUGGUGAUUUACUCUCGGUUUCUGACCGUGUUCGUGUACGUGUUCACUUGGGGGACCUUCUGGGAAUCCAUCCAAAGAACCAGAUUUUUGAUAUCCCUGAAAGCAAUGAUUGUGCAACUAAACUGGCAAUUCUUGAUAUGCUACACUAUUGCCUUGACCAUGCCGAUAAAAAUCUACCCUUCAAAGGUUGCUCGAGUCUGUUUAUACAGCUGCUGCCGAUGAUGAUAGCUAUGCUGGUGAUGUUUCAUUAUCUUUUCGUGGUUGUAUCCUAGUUGAAUAAGCUAUGUCAAUAUCCCUGGAUCCUGGAAGAACACACACUCAAAUGUAUGCAUUUUCUUAUGGAAACUGAGAAUGUUUUUGAGCUUCAUAUAUAGAUGCUAGAAUAAAAAGCAGUUCUUGUCUUCUAGUCUUCUAGUUUAGUAUAGUAGCCGAG
Molecule: messenger RNA, 1473 nt
Organism: Ipomoea triloba (trilobed morning glory)
Lineage: Eukaryota; Viridiplantae; Streptophyta; Magnoliopsida; Solanales; Convolvulaceae
Exons: 9
Coding region: 92-1312 (406 amino acids)
Source: RefSeq, a predicted model, not a curated record